UUUAUAUUUCAUUACUGUUUGCAAAGGUUCUAUCUCUCUGUUUUCCUGUUGUUUCCUUUGGAAUUUGUAUUCUCUUCUCUGUAUAGUGUUUGGUUUGAAGGAAAGAUUAUCUGAUGCUUUUAGUUUCCAGUCAAUUGUAGAAAUCAGGGCUUUCCUUUUUUUUUUUUUUUUCUUUUCCCCGUUCCAAUGCCUAAACUUCUAAGGUUUUGAGUAUCGGUUAAGAAACUUUGGGGUUUUUAUUUUGGGUGUUUUUUUUUUUUCCUCAAGUGGCUUCAAUACCUAAAUUUCUUCGUUUAGGUGUGUGUAUACGGAACUUGAUUAAUUUUUUUUAGUAAUCUAGAGGUUUUUUGAUGGGUUUCAAUGCCUAAAUUUCUAGGGUUUUAGGUAUAUAUGAAUAUAUGAUAUCCUUUUUAGAAAAUCUGGGGUUUUUAUUGGUUUAAAUGCCUAAACAUUUGGUUUAUUUAUUUAUUUAUUUUAUUAUUAUUAUUCUCAAUGCCUAAACUCCUUAGGUUUUACUCUCUAAGUUUGGUUUCCUUGCUCAUUUUUUAACUCUCAUGUUGCAUAUUGUUGCUCAGCAUCACUAGGUUGGUUCUGAAAGGUUGUCUAAGCAAUUUCUAGUGGCUUGGUUGUCUAAGUACAAAACAUGUAGUAGCAACAUUUUGUGUUGGUCCACUUAAUCCUGGACUAGAGAUAUUUCAACUGCACUUAGAAUAGUAAAAUCCUAACAUUUUCUUAAUAUAUUUCCUGUAUUAGGACUGUCAAUAUUACUUCAUAUUUAGUGUUUUGAUGGUUUUCCUCAUACUUAAAUGGUGAAUUUAUUUUCAAUAAAUAUCCCAAACAUUUAGACGCAUAUGAUUGAAAGAGGGUCUUUGGAUGGCUAGAUAAAGAUGGAAGCACAAAGUGUUAUAACUCGGUUUCAAAAUUCUGGUGUGUUUCGGACCCAGGGCCUUAUUGGAGGAAAAUGGACUGAAGCUUAUGAUGGCAAGACUAUUCAGGUCCACAACCCUGCUACUGGUGAAGUUAUAGCAGAUGUUCCAUGCAUGGGUCAGCCUGAGACAAACGAUGCGAUAUCUUCAGCUUAUGAGAUGUUCAAUUCUUGGAGCAAAGUUACUGCGAUUGAAAGGAGCCAAUGCCUGUGGAAAUGGCACGAUUUACUCAUUGCCCAUAAAGAAGAGCUUGGUCAACUUAUAACACUAGAGCAAGGGAAACCUCUAAAUGAAGCCAUUAUUGAGGUCAUCAUUGCGGCUGGCUACCUUGAGUUCUUUGCAGAGGAAGCAAAACAUGUAUAUAGUGAUAUAAUUCCAUCGACAGUAGCUGAUUGCCAGUUGUUUGUUAUAAAACAGCCUGUUGGUGUUGUUGGUGCAAUUACUCCAUGGAACUUUCCGUUGGCUAUGCUUACUUCGAAGGUUGGCCCUGCCCUAGCUUGUGGCUGCACGGUGGUUUUAGAGCCCUCUGAACUUACACCCUUGAUAGCCUUCGCAGCAGCUGGGCUUGCGCUUGAAGCAGGAAUACCAUCGGGUGCUCUGAAUGUUGUCACGGGAAAUGCUCCUGACAUUGAGCAUGCUUUACUUGCAAGUCCAAAGGUAAGAAAAAUAACAUUUACAGGCUUGUCAGCUGUUGAAAAGAAGAUAAUGCCAGGUGCUGGUGAGACUCUUAGAAAGGUAUCUCUUGAACCUGGCGGUAAUGCACCUUGCAUAGUUUUUGAUGACACGGACCUGGGCGUGGCAGUAAAAUCAAUUCUGGCCGUGAAAUUCCAUAAUAGUGGGCAAACAUGUAUUUCUGCCAAUAGAAUACUUGUGCAAGAAGGUAUUUAUGAAAAAUUUGCCACUGCUUUUUCUAAAGCUGUCACAAGUCUGCAAGUUGGGGAUGGGUUUUGUGAAGGUGUGACCCAGGGUCCACUAAUUAAUGAAGCUGCAGUGCAAACGGUUGAGUCAUUAGUUCAAGAUGCUAUCUCAAAGGGAGCAAAACUCCUCCUUGGGGGUAAAAGACACAAUCUGGGGAUGACUUUUUAUGAGCCCACAGUAAUCGGUGAUGUCAACAACAAGAUGCUUAUAUCAAGGAACAAGAUAUGUGGACCUAUUGCUGCCCUUCUGCGUUUUAAAACCGAGGAGGAAGCCAUCUGCAUUGCAAAUGACACUGAUGAAGGUUUAGCUGCCUAUAUUUUCACAAAAAACCUACAACGAUCUUGGCGUGUCUCUGAAGUUCUUGAAUAUGGACUUGUUGGUGUCAGUGAAGGAUUAAUUCCGACAGUGAUGGCUCCGGUUAGUGGGUUUAAGAAUACUGGUCUUGGACAAGAAGGAUCCAAAAAGGGCAUGCUUGAAUAUCUGGAAGUCAUAACAAGAGAAAGAGUGAGGAAUAAGUGGUUUUGCACAAUUGUAAUCUAUUCAAAUGUGUGUAGACUAGCUUUGAAUAACUUUGUGGUUUGUUGUAAAUGUUUAUGGUUUUGUGUUCUAGUGGAUGGUAUUAGUUCUCAAGCUUAAGCUUUAAUAUGAUCUUCA
Molecule: messenger RNA, 2498 nt
Organism: Vitis vinifera (wine grape)
Lineage: Eukaryota; Viridiplantae; Streptophyta; Magnoliopsida; Vitales; Vitaceae
Product: succinate-semialdehyde dehydrogenase, mitochondrial
Exons: 19
Coding region: 888-2480 (530 amino acids)
Molecular function (GO): succinate-semialdehyde dehydrogenase (NAD+) activity
Source: RefSeq, a predicted model, not a curated record